Molecule: messenger RNA, 1521 nt
Organism: Penicillium malachiteum
Lineage: Eukaryota; Fungi; Ascomycota; Eurotiomycetes; Eurotiales; Aspergillaceae
Product: sugar porter family MFS transporter
Exons: 1
Coding region: 1-1521 (506 amino acids)
Biological process (GO): carbohydrate transport; transmembrane transport
Cellular component (GO): membrane
Molecular function (GO): carbohydrate:proton symporter activity
Source: RefSeq, a predicted model, not a curated record
AUGUUAUCUCUACGAGGUAAACCUCUAGUCUAUCUAGUGACCGUUGUUAGUUCAACAGGCUUUUGUCUGUUCGGCUAUGACAAUGGUCUAAUGGGACAAAUCAUCUCUGAAAAGAACUUUCUCAACUUGAUUGGCAAUCCAAAUUCCGCAGUACAAGGCUUUGUCGUCUCAUCUUAUGAUAUCGGAUGUAUGAUGGGGGCGCUGGCCGCCGUCAUGAUCAGCGAGCAGAUUGGUCGUCGCCGAACUAUCUUGCUCGCGUGCAUAAUCCACCUCAUCGGCGACGCAAUCAACGCUUCAUCAUUUUCGCUUGCUCAGGUUCUCGUAUCACGUAUAAUUCUUGGUGUGGGCCUUGGAUUAUUUACGAGUGCCUCGCCCGUCUGGCUAGCUGAGACUACGACAGCCGAUAUGCGAGCUGUGAUGGUUGCAGUCCAGUUGACGUUUCUGAUCAUCGGAACGAAUAUCGCUUACUGGGUUGAUUAUGGAUUGGGAUUCUUGGAUAGCGAUGUCAGCUGGCGAGUUCCAUUUGCUUUACAGGCAGUAUAUCCUCUUGUCGCAUUUGCGUUCACCCUUGUUCUUCCCGAAUCCCCUCGGUGGUUAGCCGCUCAUGGGCAUAUGGAAGCUGCGACGGCAGCUCUAUCAGCCUUGCGCGAUCUUCCUGAAGAUCAUGAUUUGGUUCAAGCCGAGCUAAAUGAUAUCUCAUCUGUUAUUCAACUUGAAAAUGACAGUGCUUCCUGGAGUGCACUCUUCCAGCAGGGACCUGCGAAGGUUCGUACACGUGUUAUCAUUGCUUGUGCGGCUCAGUCGAUGCAAUCAUACUGCGGUAUCAACUUUGUGGAGUACUAUGCCCCUUUCAUUCUGAAGAACUCUGUUGGAUUGAGUGACAACUUGGCCAAUUUGGUAUCUGGGUGCUCGCAGAUAUGGUUUCUCAUUGCAUCACUCCUCACAUGGUUUCUUAUUAAUCGCAUGGGCCGCAGACGACUUUUCUAUCUAGGAAAUAUGGGUAUGGGUGCAUGCAUGAUCGCUAUCUCUAUCAUGCUGUGGUAUGAUUCUUCUGCAUCGGACAUCAUCACAGUAGUCUUCAUUUUUCUCUACCUUGCCUUUUUCACAUGGGGGUGGAUGUCCAAUAUGUGGACCUAUCCCGCUGAGAUCUUACCUCUACAUGUCCGUGGCAAAGCGCUUGCAUUAUCUGUGUUUUUCCUAUGGGCCAAUCAGUUCUGGACUGUUGAGAUUGCUCCAGCCUCUAUUGACAACAUAGGCUGGCGUACUUAUGUUAUUUGGGCUGUUCUCAACUUUGCCUGUUGCCUUAUUGUCUAUUUCUUCUUCCCAGAGACGUCGUCGUUGACUCUUGAGUCUGUUGACUUCCUCUUUUCUUCCUCGACGGACAUUAAAGAUACUGUUUUGAAGAGCGAAAAGAUGUUCCAGAAUAAAAUUCAUCUAGAGGUUGGAGCCGCUGCGGCUGCUGCGAUUGAUGAACAGGAGAUUGGAGAAAAGGCGGGCGCUCAACAGGUGGAGAACGUCUAG